AUGAGUUCCACCAGACCGGAUUUACCCGAAGAUGGAAUCCUGCGUUACUUCUCCAUGGCAUUCUGCCCCUUCAGCCAGCGGGUUCACCUCCUGCUGGCCGCCAAAAACAUUCCACACCACAAGAUCUACCUCACUGCUGUUGAGGAUCAACCUACACUCGUGGAGUCCCUCAUCAUUGCGGAGUACUUGGAUCAGCAGUAUCCCCAUCCACGACUCUUUCCCACAGAUCCCCUUCAGAAGGCGCUGGACAAGAUUCUCAUUGAACGCUUUGCUCCAGUGGUCAGGGCUGUUUAUCCAGUGCUAACAUGCAAUGCCAAUGCUCCUCCAGAUGCUCUACAAAAGUUUGAGAAAGCCCUGGACGUAUUUGAAACGGAGCUGACGAAAAGAGGAACUCCUUACUUUGCUGGCCAAACCAUAGGAAUUGUGGACUACAUGAUUUGGCCCUGGUUUGAACGCUUUCCAAGCAUGAAACUCAAUACCAAGCAGAGGUACGAACUGGAUGCCAAGAGAUUUGAGAAGCUGCUCAAGUGGCGCGACUUGGUGGCUCAGGAUGAGGCAGUGCAGAAGACCGCUCUGGAUGUCCAGCUGCAUGCCGAGUUCCAGAAAUCCAAGACUGUGGGCAAUCCCCAGUACGACAUAGCCUUCAAGGGCAAGCUCUAG
This is a messenger RNA of Drosophila gunungcola (fruit fly), 660 nucleotides long. RefSeq names its product pyrimidodiazepine synthase-like. The transcript has 4 exons. Gene Ontology annotation, biological process: glutathione metabolic process. The record is from RefSeq and is a predicted model, not a curated record. Lineage: Eukaryota; Metazoa; Arthropoda; Insecta; Diptera; Drosophilidae. Gene Ontology annotation, molecular function: glutathione dehydrogenase (ascorbate) activity; glutathione transferase activity. Gene Ontology annotation, cellular component: cytoplasm. Bases 1 to 660 code for a protein of 219 amino acids.